AUGGCGGACGCAUUGAAAUCUGAAGGUAACAAGGCCUUCUCGGCCAAGGACUACCCCACGGCCAUUGAGAAAUUCACCCAGGCCCUGGAGAUCGAACCCGAGAACCACAUCCUCUACUCCAACCGUUCCGCUGUCUACAACGCCCAGAGCGAAUACCAAAAAGCCCUCGACGAUGCCGAGAAGGCGAUCGGCAUUAAGGGCGAUUGGUCAAAGGGCCACCUCCGCAAGGGUGCCGCCUACCGCGGUCUCGGAGACCUCUUGGCCGCCUACGACUCCUACGAGGAGGCUCUGAAACUGGAGCCCGGUAACGCCCAGGCCAAGUCCGGUCUCGAUGCCACCCAGCGUGCUAUUCAGGCCGAGGCCACCGCCGACGGUGUCCAGGGAGACCCUCUCGGUGGUCUGGGCGGCAUGUUCAACGACCCCCAGAUGAUCGAGAAGCUGGCCAACAACCCCAAGACCUCUGCCCUGCUAGCUGAUAGUGAGUUCAUGGCCAAGCUGGAGCGCCUCAAGUCCAACCCCAACGCCAUUGGCGAGGAGAUGCGUGACCCUCGCUUCCUCCAGGUCAUGAGUGAGCCCACCCCCGAGCCCGAGGAUGAGGAGGCUGUCGCCAAGCGCAAGGCCCAGGAGGCUGGUGAUGCCGAGAAGAAGAUUGGUAACGACUUCUAUAAGAAGAAGGAGCACGACAAGGCCAUUGAGCACUACGAGAAGGCUUGGGAGCUGAACAAGGACAUCACUUAUCUGAAUAACAUCGGCGCCGCCAAGUUCGAGAAGGGAGACUACGAAGGCACCAUUGAGACGUGCAAGAAGGCCGUCGAGGAGGGCCGUGACCUGCGCGCUGACUUCAAGACUGUCGCCAAGUCCUUCACCCGUAUUGGUUCCGCCUACGAGAAGUUGGGUGACCUCACCCAGGCUAUCGAGUCCUACAAUAAGUCCCUGAUGGAGCACCGCACCCCCGAGGCUCUGACCAAGAUGCGCGCCGCCGAGAAGGCCCGCGACACUCUCGAAAAGGACUCAUACAUGGACCCCGCCAAGGCCGAAGAGGCCCGCGAGCUCGGUCAGAAGAAGUUCCAGGAAGCCGACUGGCCCGGUGCGGUCGACGCUUUCACCGAGAUGACCAAGCGUGCCCCCGCCGACCCCCGCGGAUACUCGAACCGUGCCGCGGCGCUGGCUAUUAAGCGCGACCCCAAGUUCUUCCGUGCUUAUAUGCGCAAGGGCCAGGCUCUUGUCGCGAUGAAGGAGUAUAACCGUGCCCUGGAUGCUUUCACCGAGGCCGCGGAGAAGGAUGAUGGAAGCCACGCUCGCGAAAUUGAGCAGCAGCAGCAGAAGUGUCUGGACGCGCAGUUCAGUGCUCGUGCUGAUGAGACUGAGCAGCAGACUUCUGAGCGUAUCCAGAAUGAUCCUGAGAUCAUGUCUAUCCUCCAGGACCCCGUCAUGCAGAGCAUCCUGCAGCAGGCGAAGAGCGACCCGGCGGCUCUGCAGGAGCACAUGAAGAACCCACAGGUGCGGAUCAGCGUGCAGAAGCUGAUGGCGGCGGGUGUGAUCCGCAUGGGCCGGUAA
Molecule: messenger RNA, 1557 nt
Organism: Penicillium waksmanii
Lineage: Eukaryota; Fungi; Ascomycota; Eurotiomycetes; Eurotiales; Aspergillaceae
Gene: sti1
Product: Hsp90 cochaperone STI1
Exons: 7
Coding region: 1-1557 (518 amino acids)
Molecular function (GO): Hsp90 protein binding
Source: RefSeq, a predicted model, not a curated record